Penicillium manginii is the source of this 684-nucleotide messenger RNA. RefSeq names its product bZIP transcription factor. Gene Ontology annotation, molecular function: DNA-binding transcription factor activity. The record is from RefSeq and is a predicted model, not a curated record. The transcript is spliced from 2 exons. Gene Ontology annotation, biological process: regulation of DNA-templated transcription. The coding region runs from base 1 to 684 and encodes 227 amino acids. Lineage: Eukaryota; Fungi; Ascomycota; Eurotiomycetes; Eurotiales; Aspergillaceae.
AUGUGGCUUAAGGGUAUCGACAGUCUACGCCCCGACGACGUGAACAUUAUCCCAUUCGACACCAUCACCACCCAGGCACAAGAUGACUCCUUUUGCGGUUUACCCCUCAUUUCGCCACCGCCAGUUUUGUCACCGGGAGAAUUCAAUCAGAUCUUCCCGAACCUAUCGUGCAUUGCACCAUCAGCCUUGAGACAGACCGAAACCCUGAAGACCGCGGAAGAAUAUAUCUCCUUGGAUAUAAAAACACAACCCACCGGUCCGGAUAAGGAUAGAGAAAGCUCCAUCGCUUCUAUCGAAUAUACUAAGCCGAAGCCUGAACAGAUAAAUGGCAGCCUCCCCUCCAAUACCGAAUCAACCAUGCAACCAUCAAAACUAUCAAUGCCCAUUACCCAUCGUGAACUGCUGCUCAAACGUAAUCGUCAAGCAGCAAAACGAUGCCGUCAAAAAAGAAAACUGCAGAACCAGCAGGACGAAUCGACUCUGAAAAUGCAAGCCACUAGGAAUAAGGAACUGUUGGCUGGCACCAAAAGGUUACAAUAUGAGGUGUUGGAUCUGCGACUUGAAAUACUCAAGCAUUCACAGUGUGAGGGGUACAUCAAGCGGUACGUGGAGCAGAUGACGGGAAGGGUCCUGCGCGAAGAUACUGCAAGUGAUGUUCAACAACAGGCAACAACAGGCAACUAA